AUGGCAGAGGUCGGAGGCUUUCUUGGGGCGCUCGAUUUGGAUUUACAAGGGUUUCCUUCGCUGGGGAAUAUUCCUUUGCCGGAAUCGCCUGUGGGCUUGAAUGAGAGAUUGGGACAGAUUGAAGGGAGGUUACAGCGAGGCUCUCUAACGGAUUUUGGCCACCUGAAAGGCAUUUUGCGCCGACGGCAGCUGUACUGUCGGACGGGUUUCCACUUGGAGAUAUUUCCCAAUGGAACUGUGCACGGGACCAGACAAGACCAUAGUAGAUUCGGGAUUUUGGAGUUCAUCAGCCUGGCUGUUGGACUGGUCAGCAUUCGUGGGGUGGAUGCUGGGCUCUACCUGGGCAUGAAUGCGCGGGGCGAGCUCUAUGGGUCGAAGAAGCUGACAGCAGAGUGCGUGUUCCGGGAGCAGUUUGAGGAGAACUGGUACAACACCUAUGCCUCCACGCUCUACAAACACUCAGACACGGGACGGUUUUACUACGUGGCCCUCAACAAGGACGGCUCCCCCAGGGAAGGGGGCAGGACUAAAAAGCACCAGAAGCUCACCCACUUCCUGCCAAGGCCUGUAGAGUUUGAGAAGAUCCCACAGGCUUACAGGGACCUGUUUCAGUACAGGUGA
Messenger RNA from Conger conger (European conger), 621 nucleotides. It is a transcript of the gene fgf16, whose product is annotated as fibroblast growth factor 16. The coding region runs from base 1 to 621 and encodes 206 amino acids. The transcript is spliced from 3 exons. Lineage: Eukaryota; Metazoa; Chordata; Actinopteri; Anguilliformes; Congridae. Gene Ontology annotation, cellular component: cytoplasm. Gene Ontology annotation, biological process: animal organ morphogenesis; positive regulation of gene expression; cell differentiation. Gene Ontology annotation, molecular function: fibroblast growth factor receptor binding; growth factor activity. The record is from RefSeq and is a predicted model, not a curated record.